UUCAUCACAUCAAGUCUUUCUAGUCAACGGAAAGAGGCUUUGCUGGGACUUGAGCUUGGAAACACAGCUCUGUGAUGCCGGGACCGUGACUAGGAAACACAGUUCUUAGGACAUCACAUCUUCCUGCACAAAGGGGCCAUCUCCGUACCAAACACCAAAGAGCCUGUAAUUGAGUAAUGAGAGAAGGAACAGUUUAUAUACAUGCUGCAUCCAGGUCAGAGCAUUAAAACCAAAAGUUCCCUUUUCCUGAUCUACAGGUGAAGAAGACACACCUGCUCAGAGAGGAUAAGAGAGACAAAUCACCCAGUGGCUAGAGGCUAAAACGGGGAGGGUGCAGGGGAGUAACCAGGUCCUGCUAACACAAUACUUCCUCUCAGUGUUAGUGACAGCAGAAAAAUACACCUUUGGACAGGACAUCCAUGGGUCCUGGGAGGUUGUGAAAGGGAAGUUCAGGAGACUCACAUGGCUUCUCUCUUCUGCAGGGUUCAAGGAAGGUGUGCAGGCAGGUAUAGCUGUCUCUCCUGGAUGCCAAGAUUUGAGCCCCAGAAGUCUCCCAUGGUUCCUUAUCACAUCCGCCAGUACCAGGACAGCGACCAUAAAAGAGUCGUGGAUGUGUUCACCAAGGGCAUGGAGGAGCACAUCCCCUCCACCUUUUGGCACAUGCUUAUGCUGCCCCGAACCCUCCUGCUCUUACUUGGGGUGCCCCUUGCCCUGGUCCUGGUGUCUGGCUCCUGGCUCCUGGCUGUUAUUUGCAUCUUCUUUCUGCUCCUACUCCUGUGGCUCCUUGCCGGACAGCCCUGGAAAGAAUAUGUGGCCAAAUGUUUGCAGACAGACAUGGUUGACAUCACCAAGUCUUACCUGAAUGUACAUGGCGCCUGCUUCUGGGUGGCUGAGUCUGGGGGGCAGGUGGUGGGCAUAGUGGCUGCUCAGCCAGUGAAGGAUCCUCCGUUAGGGAGGAAGCAGCUGCAGCUCUUUCGCCUGUCUGUGUCCUCACAGCAUCGAGGACAGGGGAUAGCGAAAGCGCUGACCAGAACUGUCCUCCAGUUUGCGAGGGACCAGGGUUACAGUGAUGUUGUUCUUGAGACCAGCACCUUACAGCAAGGUGCUAUGACUCUCUACCUGGGCAUGGGCUUCCAGAAGACAGGCCAGUACUUCAUGAGUAUGUUCUGGAGGUUAGCAGACAUUUGUACAAUUCAAUUAAAGUACUCCUUCCCUUCUGCCUAGGAAGGGUGGCUGUGACCUUAUGCUCCUGUGCAGCAAGCACACUUCUCUGCACUCUGCUACAGGAGUCAGUGAACCCUGUCAUGUUAGUGUGAUUAACAAUAAAAGCUUGUUGGUGCACACCAGA
Molecule: messenger RNA, 1348 nt
Organism: Mus caroli (Ryukyu mouse)
Lineage: Eukaryota; Metazoa; Chordata; Mammalia; Rodentia; Muridae
Source: RefSeq, a predicted model, not a curated record